UCAGGCCGGGCAUCUGGUCUGUAAUCAAUGCAGGCAGAAGUUGAGCCUCUGCCCCACUUGUCGGGGUUCCCUCACCCCCAGCAUCAGGAACCUGGCCAUGGAGAAGGUGGCUUCGGCUGUGCUCUUCCCCUGCAAGGGAAAUGGGAACAUCGGGCAGCAUUGAACCCAUCGCCAUGCAGAAGGUGCCAGGAAUUUCGGUGUCGAUGCAGACAGAAGCUAGCUGGCUUCAUGAACACGCCUACAGAAAAUCAACCCUGUCAGAAGAGUUCAGCAGCUUAGAUGUUUUGUGUGACAUGGAGUUCAAAGAAGAUUUUGUGACGCUGUUCAAGAAGUCACUGAACACGCUCCCCUCCGUCGGGCUGCCUACCCUUCUGGCCUACAGACCCGAAUCAUCACGAGAAAACAUGCAGACUGAGACAGAGGAGGACUCUGCUCCGAGGUGCGAGUACUGCGGCAGCCUGCUGAAGCCGUUCCCUCCCUUGGAAGGCGCUUGCCCAGCAUCACAGGAUUAUGACUCCAAAUUCUGCUGCGAGCGUAACCGAGACCUCUAUGAGUUCAUCGUAAGUGAGAGGAAGAACCACGAGGGCGCCCGGAGCGUUGCCAUUGCUGUUGGCCCCCACGAGUCCCAUGGCACCGAAGCCGAAAGGCUGCUGUCAAAGGAGAGAGCGUACCAGAGGCAGCAGGAGAGACGACUGGCCAGACAGUUAGCCUUCCUGGCAGCAGAGCCGAGCGUAGCUGAACGUUCGCAUCAAACCGGCACCAUUUCCUACCUGCUUUCUCAAGAGCCCCCAUCGCCGCAAGGCCGGACGCUGGUGCCUGGCGAGAGCGCAGCAAAGCCCGAGGAGGAGCCCAUCUCCUACAGCGUCACCUGCUGCGAUUUUACUCCUGUGGGAGGAAAGGUAGUGAAGAACGAAUUGUUGGAAAAAUACUACAAACAUGGAGGGAAAUUCCUUACCAUGCUUCCAGAUGGAACAGCUCAGUUAUUCUAUCCAUCUGGAAAUCUGGCAGUCAUUGUUGUACGAGAGAAAAAAGAGCUUAUUUGCAUAGUACAGGAAGACACGCCGAAUAAUGCCGGAAUACAAGCAGUAUUUAAGUCCAAUGGCAGAAGUACUUGCUAUUAUCCAAACGGAGCUGUGUGGAUAACCAUGACUAUUCAGGGAGGGCAGUAUUUGGACCAAGCAGGCAACAGGGUGAGAAGGUGGACGUGGCCGAACAGCGUCGUGUCGUCGGGACCACACGUCCCGCUGAGCCCCAUCUUCAUCUCCCUGAACCGGCACGUGGGGGUCAGGAUCCUGGGCCAGGACAAGAUCACCGUUUCCUUCCUCGCCAUGGGGCAACAAGCAAAAUUCAACGUGGGAACCAAAGUGCAGGUCAGUGGCAUCGGCCGGCUGCCUCCCCCUGCCCGGCUGGGCAAAGACGAGCUGCUGCUGCUUGCCUUCAGGGUGAGGAUCCUGCGGCUCUGCGACAGACUGCGCGGAUGCUUAAACUUUCCUUCUAACGAGCAAUGGGAGAAAAUGCAGCCUCCAGCGUACCUUAUCACACAGACUUUAAAGAUCUUACAGCUUUGCACAACUUCUGACAUAAGUGACGAGCUACGCAGCUCAGUCCAGGCGAUAGUAAAUGCUCAACUCUGACCAGCACGUGUGUGGUGUGAUGGCAAACCGAGCCGUGAGCUGCUCCCUGGCACUGCAGUGCCUGCGCCCACUCGGCAAGGCUCUGCCGUGGCGCGGAGCGAAGGGCAGCUUGUGGCUGUUCUGCAGGGCACCCCCCAGGGACCAUCCCACCCCGAUAGGGUCUCGCUCGGCACGAGCAGGGUGGUGGGGCAGGGAGUGCCAGAGCACAUCGCCUCGUCAGCCCACAGUGAAGUGCAUCUUAGCCAUGGAGGCAGGAAGAGGGGCUUUGCUCAGGGCAGAGAAAAUCCGUGCUUGAUGUCGGUGCUUUGCUCCCAAGCAACCUCCCCUCGGUCUCCCAGCAGAAACCAGCCCAGGCUGACCAGUCGUUUCAGCCCGUGGAUGUGGCACAAAGAUAAAAGCAACCAGAGCACAGCUAAGUCAGCCUGUGACAGGUAUACGGGCAGGAAGUGUUUGCUCAGA
Molecule: messenger RNA, 2093 nt
Organism: Grus americana (Whooping crane)
Lineage: Eukaryota; Metazoa; Chordata; Aves; Gruiformes; Gruidae
Gene: SIAH2
Product: siah E3 ubiquitin protein ligase 2
Exons: 12
Coding region: 141-1634 (497 amino acids)
Biological process (GO): multicellular organism development; proteasome-mediated ubiquitin-dependent protein catabolic process
Cellular component (GO): cytoplasm
Molecular function (GO): zinc ion binding; ubiquitin conjugating enzyme binding; ubiquitin protein ligase activity
Source: RefSeq, a predicted model, not a curated record